This is a messenger RNA of Diaporthe citri, 720 nucleotides long. RefSeq lists its product as uncharacterized. The record is from RefSeq and is a predicted model, not a curated record. NCBI's taxonomy places the organism in Eukaryota, Fungi, Ascomycota, Sordariomycetes, Diaporthales, Diaporthaceae. The transcript has 2 exons. Bases 1 to 720 code for a protein of 239 amino acids.
AUGUCGAUUGCGAAGGCGUAUGGACCAUAUGAUCGGAGUCUGGGUUUCCGUCAGAGCUGGAGCACUUUGCCUAGUGUUGCGCGAGCUACUCACUGCGAGAAACGUAUGGUGCGCUCUCCUCUCCGCUUCGUCCACGUCCGUCUUGCGAAAAUUAACACCCCGGCAGCCAGAAGUAGUAGGACCAAGGUGGCCCCAACGCUGACGCCUGCGGUUGCCCCCUUUGAAAGUCCCGAAGAACUGCUGCCUUGUGGGUUCGCUGGGUUCGCGGCCGAAACUGAGCUUGAUGAUGAGGUGGUCGCUGCCGUGUUUACAUCCAAAGUAGUCGUCGGACCAGCUGUGGUAAUAGACGUGAUUGGAGAACUCGAGCUCUCCACAGUGCUGGACGUGGUCGGUUCAGAGCUUGUCGACCGAGUUGAGCUGGUCGAAGAGCUGGAGCUGGAGCUGGUCGACGAACGUGAGCUUGUUGAAGUACUCGACGUCGAAGUGCUCGACGUCGAUGUUAUAGGUGGCUUCUUCCUGAAUGGCUCAGCGCUUUGGGGAUUGCUGGAGAGCUUCGCCCGCACCACGUCCCCGGCCGGGCACUCGCUUUCACAAGCAUUGGAAGAACAGCAUCCUAAAAAGGGCUUAUCCAAGUCAGGGCAUGUGUACCAGUCACCUUUUGAGUCUAGGCAUUCCUGGUCCGUGAUGUUUGCGCCCCUCUCCUUCUUGAAGCUGGAGUAA